CUAAUAUCAGCUCACCUUGUCUCUCCCGCCGCCCGCCUAUCAUUCUUAUUCUUUACCAAGAUUCGGCCAUUUUCUUUCUGCUUUUUAAAUUUUUUGUGUGGUUUAGUUUUAUUUCUAAAAGCAGUAAAGUCAACCCAAUAUUGAAGACGAAGAGAGUGUGAUUUAUGGUGUCUUAGAUCAUCUUUAUCAAGUUUGGGUCAUCAUCUUAUCUCUAUAUCCCAACCAGAUGCUCUUCAAAAUCACAGCUUUUUUUGUCCAUUCAGAAGAAUAAGCACAAUUUGUUAUUUUGCUCUUUGGUGCAAAUAUGGCGGAGAAGGGAAACAUUUCUGAGUAUAGAGAUCGACUUGACAAGACUUUGUCGUGCCAUGAUCUUGUGAGCAAGGAGGUACUUAAGCGUCUCGUUAGGAAUCAAAUCUUGAGCUCCUCAAGUUUUGAGACACCACAAGAGUUUAUAGACAAUGUAGUAGAAAGAAGAAGCAAUGAAUUAGUCCACACGCUUGGAAUGUUGAGAAGUGCCUCGUUAGCUGAGGGCGGUGACUCAAACCCUUCCAAUGUGUCACAUGGUGGAUGGAAAGUAAAACAGGAUGCAGAGGAACUUCGCGUAAUGUAUAGGGAAGGGCCCGAAGGCACUCCUUUUCAUAUCCUCUUAGUUGAAGGAUUUGUAGAUGGUCCAGUUGAUGUUUGUCUUUGCAUCUCAUGGGAAGUAGACCUCUACAAGAAAUGGUGGCCCCAAACAACAGUUCCGAAUUUCAAAGUUGCUUACUCUAAAUGUUUGCAGAAGGUUAGGAUUGGCGAACAUAUAUCUGUAGUAAGGAUGAAGCUUCCAUGGCCACUGUCAACAAGGGAGGCUCUUAUAAACUUCUUCGAAUUCGACUAUUUUCAAGAUGGUCUGGUAGUCGUGCUCUUCAACUCGAUAUCAGACAUAGAGAAUGUUGGUGAUUAUGGCAGCCAUGGAUUGAGCAGGGAUGGAGGGCUUGAUGCAGAUGAUGAUGUGGUAAGAAUCGAUGUGGUGGGAGGUUUUGCUAUGCAGAAAGUUACUGCUAACAGAAGUUACUUCCGCACAAUUGCCAACAUGGAUAUAAAACUGGAUUUUGUCCCUCCAACAUUGAUUAAUUUUUUUUCAAGGCAGCUCAUUGGGAGUGGUUUCAAGCUUUAUAAGAAGGAAGUGGCUUCUGUUUCCAGAGGUGAUGAAGAUUUUAGCAAUGCUUUGAAGGAUCCAAUGUACAACCGUAUACGUGAGGCUCUAUAUUCACAUGAUAAAUCUAAUGGUCAUAAAAACAACUAUAACCAGACAAAUGUUACAAAUGAACAUGAAUUCCCAGAGAAGGUUCAGCAUUGUGCCGUUCAUUCUCCAUCAGAGAAUUCUGUGACUAGGGACGAAAAGAUUUGUGGUGAGAUUGAGGAAAUUGUUGGGGAAGACAAUGAAGAAGCUGGGACUGUUAAUAUGGACAGUCAGAAACACGAUUCUCCAUUAAAGAAUCAGAUCAGAAAGGAAGAUCCUAUUGCUGAGAACAGUAUUGGUGUCAGCCCUGAGGUUCAGCGAGCUUUGGCAAAACUGGAAAUGGCCAUUUCUUUCAUUCGUAAUUCAUAUGCUACGAGUCCUGCAAGCAGAACCACCAGCAUAGAAAACUCACCAAUGAAGGAUGAAACAGAAGACUCAAAAUCGUUAGGAAGUGUUCUCCAGACUUUGGAGAAGAAUGACGUUGAAACUACUGCAGAAAUAACCAGCAAGGAAUUGACAGAGAUAACUGCCUCACAUGAACAUAUGAUUAGCUCCAGCGAUCAUACUUCCAGGGAUACCAGUUCCAGUUUGUGUACAAAGGAAACAAGCCAUAAUAGCAAAGCACCAGUAUCACCAGAUCCUUGUAUAUCUGAUUCACAUUCCAUUGGAGAUCAAGAAGUAGCAGGGACAAUCUUAGAGGACAUAUUAUUUAAGGACAAUAACUCGAAAGCCACUGAUCUAAAUUCCAUCAUCAAAGAAGGCAGAUUUGGUAAAAGGAAAACCAGCAAGCAUAGAUACUGCUGUUGUAAUUUACUUUCUAGGCAGCACAUUUCAACUUAACAAUUCCUAGUAGGAGUCCAGCCUCCCCAGACCCUAUUUUUUUUGGGAUUUUACCGGGUCUGUUCUUGUUGUUGUACGUUUCAACUUAACAAUCAAAAGGUCUGAUUUCUAUAUACGGAGUAUGUCAGAUUUGUUUCUUUCAAGGAGACGCUUCAGAGUCUAGGAUGGAAGUCUUGUCUUUGACAUAAACCAUAGAGGAAUAACUUUGUCAAAAGCUUAUUAUGUCAACUUUUAAGCUUGGAAUUGUAUGAUACAUGUAUUAUUGAAGUUGAACCCUGUAUUAAUACUACUCAGCAAAGUCUUUGCAAGUAAAGAGUCCUAAAUUAG
Molecule: messenger RNA, 2389 nt
Organism: Cuscuta campestris
Lineage: Eukaryota; Viridiplantae; Streptophyta; Magnoliopsida; Solanales; Convolvulaceae
Source: the annotation of a GenBank genome assembly